Molecule: messenger RNA, 1877 nt
Organism: Gopherus flavomarginatus (Mexican gopher tortoise)
Lineage: Eukaryota; Metazoa; Chordata; Testudines; Testudinidae
Product: calcium-binding protein 5-like
Exons: 8
Coding region: 1136-1657 (173 amino acids)
Molecular function (GO): calcium ion binding
Source: RefSeq, a predicted model, not a curated record
GAUGAAGCAGGAUCGUGUCCAGGGUUUUAGACAUUUCCAGCAGCCUUUGGGCCUGAGAAAACAAUCGGCUGAACUCUCCUUCUCCCAACCAGCCUGGCAAUUAGCCCAGGGGAAUUUAUCCACUGAACAGUUCAGCUGCAAAGGGCCACGCAGACAAUAACACUAUUUCACUCCAGUGUCUUUUUAAAUGGUCCUGUUCCUGUUUUGCUCUUUGACUUAACGCUCUGGCGAUAGACAAGCCUUGUUUGCUGCCAUCCCAGGCCCUGAGCAACCCUCUCCCCUUCUCCCGCUACCAGUGCGGCUGCAUUUCCCAGCUGGGUUCAUUGACAGACCUUCCUGAGCAGCCUUAUGGUUCACCCCUGGGGCAGGUCAGGCUGGGGGGUAAUUAACUCUUCCUGGCCCUGCCACCUUCCAGUGAGAUAUUAUACUACACUCAUUACAUCACACACACCCCAAAAUCCCCACCGUGUCUCUCCAACCUCAGUUGCUCCCCUGCUCUGAGCCCCCCAGCUGGGCAGUCAGCUGGACCAAACACCUGGGUUCCUCCCUUUGUCCUUCUGCCCCAUUGUCCACAUGCAACCUGGGAGAAGCCACCUGCCAUGGAGACGAGCAGAAAACCCAUUCGCCUAGGAGCCGAGGAGUGGGCUCUCCCUCGGGACUAGCCACCUCAGCACCGGGGCCCUCCCACCAGGGUGAUGUGAAGAGACAGCCUGAGCACUGCCCCAAAGGACAAAUUGGGGCCACGGGGCUGAGCCUGUCCCGUUUGCCCCACCCACCCUGUGUGAUAACCAGAGCAAGACUCCUGCUGAGAGGCUCAGUGAUACCACACAAGAACCCAAAUCAAGGAGAGAAGAAGCAGGCAGCUCCCUGCGGCAGGGAGAGACAAAACAGGCUGCUCCGUGCAGCAAAGGGCUUCACUCACCCCCUUGCUCUAGGCUGGCUACCCCACUGACUCUCCACACUGACAGACUGCCCCCAAAAGGCCCUGUCUCCACUGCACCCUGCAGCCGGCUCAGCUCUGUGUGAGUCCGGGGGUGGAAGCUGCAGUAACUUACAGCAUUAAAAGCUACGCUGGCCGGGCACAGCCACCUCCUCCUCCAGCCACAGCUCCGGUUCCCGGGCAGCUGCUGGCACCAUGCAGAACGCCCUGGGGCCCGCCUGCAUCUUCCUGCGCAAGGGCAUCGCCGAGAAGCAUGGGCACCGGGAGCUGGGAGCCGAUGAAAUCGAAGAGCUACGCGAGGCCUUCGCGGAGUUCGACAGGGACAAGGACGGGCUGAUCGGCUGCAAGGACCUGGGCCAGCUGAUGCGCACCAUGGGCUACAUGCCCACCGAGAUGGAGCUCCUGCAGCUCUCGCAGCAGAUCAACAUGAACUUGGGGGGCCGGGUGGAUUUCGAAGACUUCGUGGAGCUGAUGACACCCAAGCUGCUGGCCGAGACGGCCGGGAUGAUCGGGCUGCAGGAGAUGAGGGACGCCUUCAAGGAGUUUGACGCCAACGGGGACGGGGCGAUCACGCUGGACGAGCUGCAGCUGGCCAUGCAGCGCCUCAUGGGUGAGCGACUCACCCCCCGCGAGAUCAGCGACGUGGUCAAGGAGGCCGACAUCAACGGGGAUGGGACCGUCGACUUCGAGGAGUUUGUGAAGAUGAUGUCACGCUGAGAGGGGCUGAGCCCCGCCCCCCCGGGAUCAAAGACUGACCUUGGACAGGGGGUUGAGCCCAACACUGUCAAGACACCACGAUUGACCCCCAAAUUGCAGCCUCCAGCUCCCCUCACCUCCCUGCCAGCUACCCCAAGAGCCCCCAGUGCCUUCCCCGGCCUCCUCGCCCCCAGACCCCUCCCACAGCCUCUCCCACACCAUGUCCCCCAGACCUCCAGCC